AUGCAGCAGGAUCCCAGGAGAGAUGAUGACGAUGGAGCUGUGCCUCCGCGGGCGGCGGCUGUGGCUAUGUCGGGGAUAGCCCAUCCUGGCAAAAAUGACGUAAAGUUUGGGAGGGGAGGUGAUACCAACUAUCAUAUUGGGAAUACUCGGUUUCGUCACUUUGUCGCCCCGUACAAACGGCGGUAUCAGACGUCGUCUAGAGAGGGACGACACGCUGUGGUAGGAGAGAUUGUCGCAGCUUGGAGGAACCAGCACCCAGCUGGAAGGUUUCUCAUUCGUACGAACCCAGCAGAUAGAGAGAACAGCCUGUGGCACGACGUUGGGGACGAGCAAGCCUUCAAGAAGACCGUGAAAGUGCUUGGUGAGGGUUUGGGUGUCAAACGCCGCAAGAGGAGCCCCACAGCGACUCCUUCAAGUCAACGUGGUGCGGGAGCAGCAGCUGCAGGUGCUACCGCCGCUGCAGCUCCAACCGCCGUGGACCGUAAUGGCGCCCCGACCGUCCCUGCAGGAGAACUAGUUUCUCUGAUGCCGCCCCCCGGUGCAUCAAAUUCGAAUGGACUGCAGCUGAACUUGGGAGCCUAUGAGGAUACGGUGCCUGCAAAUCUUGUGGAUCCAAACCAGGCUCAAAUAGGCUUGGGAUCUGGCGCGCCAUCACCGGAUGUCCUGCCUUCAGCUGCGGUCCUACCUUCAGCUGCUGUUCCAGAUGCUGCUUCAGAACGGGCAAAUGCUGCACUCCUCGGAGGUGACGAGUCACUGGCCAAUGACGACACGGCGGGAUCUCCACAAGACAGUGCUGGGCUAGACGGAAGUGCCGAGAACCCAGGUCCACAUGGUUGGAUGGGACCCCCCACGAAUCAGCCAGGCAGCGCCGCACAACGGUUGCAGGAUCAAGUCCCUGUGGCGGCAUCGCUGAUUACAGUGUUUGGCAGUGGGGGUUCCGGCAGUGAUUCCGAGAAGAAACAAAGCCCAGAACAGGCCGCACGAGAUGCGCAAAACUAG
Messenger RNA from Seminavis robusta, 999 nucleotides. The record is from the annotation of a GenBank genome assembly. NCBI's taxonomy places the organism in Eukaryota, Bacillariophyta, Bacillariophyceae, Naviculales, Naviculaceae.